This is a messenger RNA of Cooperia oncophora, 567 nucleotides long. The record is from the annotation of a GenBank genome assembly. NCBI's taxonomy places the organism in Eukaryota, Metazoa, Nematoda, Chromadorea, Rhabditida, Trichostrongylidae.
AUGAGCGCUAUGGAGAGCGAAUUCCAGAAGAACUUCAUUGAAAAUGAUUACGGAUACGACAAAAUGAUUGAUUGUCUGCUGGACUGUUUGAAUGUCAAGCUGCCAGAAGUACGCGUUUAUGAAGGACGAAGAUUCAUGAUAGCUAAUAGAAAGGAGGACAAGACCUCACGCACUGUUGGUGGAGAAGCAUUUCAAUCAUUCGAAAUUGUCGUGGCAGUGGAUACGGUAUUCAGUCGUCGGUUUGAUCUUUGUGUAGAUGUGUACAGGAAUCUCGAUGGAGUUCAAUCACACAACGCUCCCGAUCUCUCGGUUGUGGCCAGUAUCAGCAAUCUCACAUGGCGUGUGACAUCCGACUUCUACAUUCUCCUACGAGGUGUUUUGGAAAAGAAUUUCGGCGAUUCUCUCAUCCCAAUACCGGAGACGAUCCCGAUUGAAAUUCUGCAGAAACCUACCAGUGGAUGCGAGGUCGGCUGUGAUAACAAAUAUGCGACUCUUUCUUUCCGACUGCUAUUUGACAACGUGGAGUUGGAUUGUCUGGUUAGUUGUGCUUCAGCCUCUAUGAUGUAA